Molecule: messenger RNA, 2171 nt
Organism: Ipomoea triloba (trilobed morning glory)
Lineage: Eukaryota; Viridiplantae; Streptophyta; Magnoliopsida; Solanales; Convolvulaceae
Product: small RNA degrading nuclease 1-like
Exons: 13
Coding region: 280-1839 (519 amino acids)
Cellular component (GO): nucleus
Molecular function (GO): nucleic acid binding; exonuclease activity
Source: RefSeq, a predicted model, not a curated record
ACCCGUAAACCCUGAGCUUGAGCAGACAAAGCUCAGAAGCAGAACCCUAUACUGAAAUCUCAAAUGCUUUCUGCCUGACUGCCUCAGCCUCAGGACCGCCGGCCGCCAGCUCAAAGGCGGCGAGACGCCAAUUCGCAGCCUCCGACCUCCGUCCGCCAGAGUUCUGCCUCGCCAGCCUCGUCUUGACCUCCCCGUCCGGCAGGAAGGCUCCUAAACAUUGCCCGCAAACUCACUCUCGGCACAAUUCAGAAGUUCGAUUCUACAACUUUCUUUACUGCAAUGGAUGGGAUGAUUGCCUCUGCGAAAAAAGAUGUACUUGUUGAAAUUGUGAAGUUAGCCCAAAAACGUGAAAUGAAAGGUAACCAAGGAGGCUGGAAGGACUUUUUGAAAUUUUAUGACAAGAAGUUUGGAUCUAGCUUGAGUGACCCUGCCAAGAGGUCUGCUGAUGUCUUAGCUGCAUUUUUAAAAACAUUUAGUCAAAAGGAGGAUUUGAAGAUAUUUGAGAAGGUGUUACAAUGUCAUUCCAAUCGUGAUGCUGUGCUUGAAUUCCAAAAAAGUUCAGCAGACACUGAAUCCCCUGAACAGAGGCUAGUUCGCUUAACUCUUGAAAACCCUCAAUAUCCAGUUGAUUAUUCCUUCCCGUCACAUGAGGAGGGCUGGCUAAUUACCAAACGCAGUAAAAAGUCCAAGGUUAUGCAAUCAACUGAAAUGCUUGCAGUUGACUGUGAGAUGGCUCUUUGUGAUGAUGGCACUGAAGCUUUAAUCAGGGUCUGUGCUGUUGAUCGGAAUUUAAAGGUUAAACUUGAUGAAUUUGUAAAGCCCAGUAAAGCAAUUGUAGAUUACAGAACUGAUAUUACAGGAAUUACUGCAACAGAUUUAGAUGGAGUUACUUGUUCCUUGGCUGAUGUACAGAGAUCUUUAAAGAAGUUGUUAUCUCACGGAAAGAUAUUAGUUGGCCACAGCUUAUACAAUGACCUUCGAGCUUUACAGAUAGAUCAUCCAAGAGUCAUUGACACGGCUUAUGUCUUCAAAUACCGGGAUGAGCCUCCUAACAGAAGACCUUCGCUAAGUAACUUAUGUAAAUUUGUGUUAGGUUUUGAACUUCGAAAGAAGGGAUCCCCACAUAAUUGCUUGGAUGAUGCAUGUGCUGCAAUGAAGCUUGCUAUUGAAAAAGUUGAGCAUGAUGUUGAUAAUGUUAUACCUUUCGUCCGUGAAAAGGUCCAAGAGGAGGUACAGAUGGCAAAACUACUCGUCCACAGGGUACCAGUGGUUGUUUCUAGUGAAGAUUUACAUAAAGUGAUUUCUGGAGAGUUCACUGUUGAAGUUAAGACUAAUAAAAAACCUCGAGGAGAUCGGUAUUCUGCAUUUGCAAUUUUUGAAAAUCAGCAAGCGGCAACUGAGGCAUUUGAAAAGCUUGAUGGUAUCCUAGAAAAGGAUACAUCUGGGCGGCCCCAGAAACUCGUAUCAUUUGAACUCGACACUGGAGUAUCUGGGAGUUUAUGUGUUUGCAAGAUGGCCCGUCAUGAUUCUUGUAAAAGUAACAACGCAUCAACUAAACGCCCACUUCAAGAUGAGGAGCCCUUGGGUGAGUCCAAGAAAUCCAGGACAGAUCAUCAAGGCGAAGAGCUAGAGAAGACCAAUACUACUGCCACAAGUGAUCAGUGUGAAACCCACUUGAAGGAGAUUGAACGGCUGAAGCGAGAACUAAGCCAAAGAGAUCAAGAGAUCGCCAACUUGAAGGAGAUUGAAUUGCUGAAGCGAGAACUAAGCCAAAGAGAUCAAGAGAUCGCCAACUUAAAUAAAAUCGUUGUUGCACUUACGAGGAAACAGGGACUUUAGCACACUAGCAUUUCCAUGCACGGUUUUGCAGGGAUUGAAGACUGACUGCAACUUAAGGGCUUUACAACAGUCAGUAUUCUGUACUCCCAUAGCCUUAAAUUAGGACUUAAUUAAAAUUUCUUUUACUGCAUUCCUUGACUAAACUACUCCAUUGUCGGAUUCAUCUCCCCCAGUUUUGGUUGAGCUUUGAAGUGUAAGUUGUGUAUUUUACCCAACAAUACAUUGUAUUAUGGGAUUUUAUUGAACCUCUAGUUUACAGUGACAUGGUAGAAAUUUCUUGUAUUACAUUCACAGACUAGUUUUAUGAGACAUUAAAGAUUUUUAUUUCAAAA